This is a messenger RNA of Nematocida parisii ERTm1, 459 nucleotides long. RefSeq lists its product as uncharacterized. The transcript has a single exon. NCBI's taxonomy places the organism in Eukaryota, Fungi, Microsporidia. The record is from RefSeq and is a predicted model, not a curated record. The coding region runs from base 1 to 459 and encodes 152 amino acids.
AUGCAACUCGGGCACAGUUCAGCACUAGAGCAGGCUAUCAUAAGUAAAAACAAAGACUUCUUAUAUACAUUUUUAGAGCUACAAGAUGAAACAAAGGAAAAGAUGGUCAGAGGUCUGCCAGACCGGUGCGUUAUUUUGCUAUUAGAGGUGCUAACUGAAUUAUUCGAAAACAAAGAGAUGCGGUAUGAAGUUAUUUUAACCAUUAGGCAGACUCUUUCCUGGAGAAGAAAUACGUUUAAAGCCUCUGCAGUUGAUGUAGUCUCUAAGGAGGGUGGGCAGGAAGUCUCUGAGCAUGCUGAGCGUAUGAACGCGCUUAAGAGAGUAUUGAUAUCAAUCAAUAAGGAAAAAGUAGAUCUAAAUAAAGUGUAUGAGCUGAAGGGAAGAAUGUGCUAUAUCAGAGAUUCACUUGAUGAGAGAGUGGAGGAAAAGGAGAAUGUUCCCGUCUGUAGAGAGCAGUAA